AUGACGACAUGUGCACGAGAUGAAAACGCUAUAAAACGUUUCUGGUCGCUCGAGAGCAUAGGUAUCACUCCGUGCAAAGACGAGCAAGAGAAGACGGAUUACUUGGCGCAGUAUCAGCAGACGUCAACUGAAUUUACAGACGACAAGUACACUGCAGCCCUUCCAUGGAAAUUAGACCACGACCCACUUCCAACAAAUUACAACAUCACAAAGAAAAGAACUGAGAGCACGAUUCGCAGACUUAGCCAGGAACCUGAUAUGCUAAAGAAAUAUGGUGAAAAUAUAUCAGAGCAAGAGAGACGGGGAUUUAUAGAAAAGAUUGACGAUGUUGUACAAACUUCAAACGCAGUCCACUAUAUUCCCCACCACCCUGUGCGAAAGGAAUCAUCUACCACUCCUAUUCGUAUCGUGUAUGACUGUAGUUGUAAACAGUCAUCUGGUCAACCUAGCCUGAACGACUGCCUGGAGUCUACAGCACCUGUGCUGAAUGAAUUAACAUCUAUAUUGAUACGAUUUCGACUGGAAAGGUACGCUGUAACCAAAGACAUAGAAAAAGCUUUCCUACAUGUGGGACUACAAGAAAAAGACAGGGAUGUUACCCGGUUUUUGUGGCUCAGUGAUCCUAGUGAUCCUAAAUCUCAACUUUGCACAUACCGAUUCAAAGCAGUGUUGUUUGGCGCGACGUGCUCACCGUUUAUUCUUAACGCCACUAUUCUCAAACACCUGGAAUUGAACAAAACCAACAAAGCAGCCGAGAUUAUAAAGAGAGAAUUAUAUGUUGACAAUAUAUUGUCUAGUUUAGAAGAAAAAAGAGAUCUACUCACCUAUUUCCGUGAUGCACAUGAUCUGAUGAAAUGUGCCAGUAUGAACUUAAGAUUGUGGUCUUCUAACAACUCCGAACUAAAAGCUAUCGCCACACGAGAAGGAGUCAUAGAUAGAGAUGAAGUAAUCAAGGUACUAGGUAUGUGCUGGAAACCGGAAACAGAUACCAUGGCAUACAGACAUCACAAGAUACCAAAGUUAGACUCUGUAACCAAGAGGGACAUUCUAAGAUAUUCAUCACGAAUUUAUGAUCCACUAGGUCUGUUAAGCCCGGUAACAGUAAGGGCAAAAUUACUUCUUCAGCAAUUAUGGAAAGAUAAGUUUGAUUGA
Molecule: messenger RNA, 1152 nt
Organism: Mercenaria mercenaria
Lineage: Eukaryota; Metazoa; Mollusca; Bivalvia; Venerida; Veneridae
Exons: 1
Coding region: 1-1152 (383 amino acids)
Source: RefSeq, a predicted model, not a curated record